AAGACAGUUUGAACGUUGCUUUGUUUCUGUCUCUCUCUUUCUCUCUCACUUCGUCUUAUGCCCUUUUGAGCUGCAAAGAAGGAAGGACUGGGAAUAGAUCACAAUCUUUUACCUAUAAUCGUUACAGGCAUAAACAUAACAUUAAUUGUACGCCAUCAAAAUUCUAGGGUCAGGGUGAAGGAAGAUGUUGCUGGUUGCUAACAGUUUUGAAUUAUGGCAAAAAGACGCCUUCUUUUCAGCUGCCGAGGAGAUUCAACAAUCAGCUGACGUAAUGGAGUCAGCUUACAGAACAUGGCAAAGGAUGAAGAAGAUUGAAUAUCUAUCUGUAGAACAUUUGAAUACAUUUUGCAGAGACCUUCAAACUGCUUUAGGUACAACAAAAUGGCAGUUGAACCAGUUAGAGAGGGCAGUCAGUUCGAGUUACAUAAACAGGAUAGAUGAUACGUCUAAUAUGUCAAGACAUACACAAUUCAUUGAUGCCAUUAAAAUCCAGAUUUUUAAAGUUGAAACAGAAUUAAGAGAUGGUAAGACACCACUGAGAUGGGUGAAUUUAGAUGAAGAUGAUCGCGACGAUUUAGCUGCAUUUCUUUCUGGGUCUCUUACAACAUCUCAUAUUAAGAAAGAUGGACAUUGCAGAAGUUCAUCUAGUGGAAGUAGUAAUAGUAGUUAUUCAAAAGUUCAUCAUCCUGAAGGAAUUCUCAUCGAUGUAGUAGAGAAUUCACUAAAUAGUAGUUAUUGGAAAUUAGACAUCGUUGUUGAUGAUGAUCAUGAUGAUGAUGAAAUAAAAGAUAAGGAAAGAAGGAUUAACUGCCUUAAUCAGAUCAUUGGGCCUCGUCUACAUAGACAAUUGCAAACUCCUCUGAAUUUUCAAUUCCCUUCAUCUCGGCUCAUGUUUUGGCUAUUGCUGAUUGUAUUUCUUAUGGUGCCUUUUCUACUCUUUUCAACAUAAGAGCCAAAAGAUUUAACAAUGGAGUGUUAAACGAGGUAAAUAUGGCGGUGUUCGUUGUUUUCCUGUUGGAUUUGUGUCCUUAAGACAGAAACCUUCUAGAAUGGUUAUGCAUUUCUAUUCAUAUGUCAAGGAGAAUGACGUGACAAACAUUGUACUUGGAUAUCUAACUAUAAAUAGAUCAAACAAAGUUGUCAAAAGCAAAGAAACGAGAUCUCUAUAUUUGUGUUUGUGUUUUGUUAA
Messenger RNA from Impatiens glandulifera, 1189 nucleotides. RefSeq lists its product as uncharacterized. Bases 185 to 949 code for a protein of 254 amino acids. NCBI's taxonomy places the organism in Eukaryota, Viridiplantae, Streptophyta, Magnoliopsida, Ericales, Balsaminaceae. The transcript has 5 exons. Gene Ontology annotation, biological process: Golgi vesicle transport. Gene Ontology annotation, cellular component: membrane. The record is from RefSeq and is a predicted model, not a curated record.